This is a messenger RNA of Petromyzon marinus (sea lamprey), 5340 nucleotides long. RefSeq lists its product as uncharacterized. Lineage: Eukaryota; Metazoa; Chordata; Hyperoartia; Petromyzontiformes; Petromyzontidae. The record is from RefSeq and is a predicted model, not a curated record. Gene Ontology annotation, biological process: regulation of transcription by RNA polymerase II. Gene Ontology annotation, molecular function: RNA polymerase II cis-regulatory region sequence-specific DNA binding; DNA-binding transcription factor activity, RNA polymerase II-specific.
ACAACUCGCUCGGUCCGUCUCCCCCCCCAGCCACCCACCCACGAUCGGCUCGCAGCUCCACCGGCUGCUCGCGAGAGAGUCGGAGAGAGACGCACACGCGCGCACGCACGCACGCGCACACGGGGGGUGCUGAGCUGAGCUCACUUCGCUUUGUCACAGUCUUGAGCGGGUUUGCUUACUUGGCUGGCCGGCCGGAGUCGCCGGUCACUCACCGGCUGAGUGGCUCGCUCGCUCGUUCGCCGUCUUAGCGGUGGAGCGGCUCACUCGCUGGCUGGCUGACUCACCGGCUGGUUGGAGAACCUGGCAGCGGGAAAGGGGCGAGCGCCGAAGGAGGCCCACUGCGGGUCAUGGCUCUGGUGGCCUCUGGACUGCCUUCCAUCUCGAGUUUCGCGCUCUCGUGCGGACUACUGGACAGCAACUGCGCGGACAUUAUGAACACUUGGAGGGUGACUCCUCAACCCCGGAGGGACGACGAGGACCUGGGCAAGCUUCUGGACAUCGACUUCAUCCUCUCCAACAGCAUGCAGCACGCCGACUGCUCGAGCCCCACGCCCACCGCCUACGUCGCGGGGUCACCGCCGCCCCGCGCCGCCGGCUUCUGCGCCGCCACCGGAACCUCCUCGAGUGACGCUCUCGGGUGCGCACCGAAGCACAGCGCCGCAGGCGGUGCGUCGAUCGCCUCCUCCGCCUCCUCCACGUCCUCCAUCGCCGCCGCGUCCUCCUCCGCCAAUUACACGCUGCCGGAGACGCCUGAGAGUUGUACCAACGGUGGUGCCGGUGGUGGUGGUGGUGGUGCCGGUGGUGGUGGUGGUGGUGGAGCCACAGGAUUUGAGAGUCGGGACUCGGUGUACGUGGCUGCGUGCGGGGUGGACGCGUUCCAAGCCAAGCCUUGCCCCAGCCUGGUGGAAGAGUUGCUCACCCCAGACCUCGACUUCUCUGGCAGUGGUUUUCUGGGCCACGGGGACGGCGCUCACUUCUCUCCCGACAAGACGCACGACUUGCAGCAGCAGCAACAGCAGCAGCAAGGGCAGCAGUUGCAUCAGCAGCAUCAAGGGCAGCAGUUGCAUCAGCAGCAUCAUCAUCAUCAGCAGCAGCAGCAGCAGCAGCCGUCUGCUGCGAAGGGAGGACACAUUUACGCGGGGCCACACAUCGACCCGCAUCUCUCCCAUCAUCAUCAUCAGCAGCUCCAGCAUCAGCAGCAUCAGCAACAUCAUCAGCAUCAUCAUCAGCAGCAGAGUCAAAGGCUCAUCCCUCUCACUCACAUUCAGCAGCUGGGGCAGAACAUUAAGCGGGAGCACAACCCAGCUGGGCCUGGAGGUGCCGACUCGCACGCGUGCUUCAUGGCUGACGAGUCGGCCGAGCCUAGUAAGGUUCACCAUCGGCUGCAUCAGCAGCAGCAGCAGCAACAUCAGCAGCAGCCCUCUAAGGGCGGACACAUUUACCCAUUGUCUCUUUCGGAGGAGCAUCAUUCUCACCUACAGCACCACGGACAGCAACAACAGCAGCAACAUCAGCAGCAGCAGCACUUCCCGAUGCACCACCGCUUCCCAGGGGCAUUUGGACGCUUAUACAGUCACCAGCAGCAAGCGCAGCAUCAUCAUCAGCAGCAGCAACUUCAGCAGCAGCAGCAGCAUCAUCCGCAGCAGCAGCAACAACAAGGGAUGCACUUCCAAGGGCAAUUUAACAUCUUGUACCAUCACGGACAUCAUCAUCAGCAACAUCAUCAUCAGCAGCAUCAUCAUCAUCAGCAGCAGCACCACCACCACCAGACGCUGGUCACGCCGCCCUCCUCCCCGUCCGUGCUGGACGCCGUGGCGAUGUUCGUCCCCGCGGGGGGGGCUCCGUGUUGCCCCCCCGCGCAGGCUGCCCCGCUGCCCCCCCAGGCGGAGGGUAAAGUGGGGCCUGGCAAGAGGGGGCGCAGGUCGUGGGGCGCCCGGAAGCGCACGGCGACUCACACGUGCGAGUACCCCGGAUGCGGGAAGACCUACACCAAGAGCUCGCACCUCAAGGCUCACCUGAGGACGCACACAGGAGAGAAGCCCUACCAGUGCAACUGGGAGGGCUGCGGCUGGAAGUUCGCGCGCUCCGAUGAACUCACGCGGCACUUCCGCAAACACACGGGCCACCGGCCCUUCCAGUGCCACCUGUGCGAGAGGGCCUUCUCGCGCUCCGACCACCUGGCCCUCCACAUGAAGAGGCACAUGUGAGGCCCGGGCCUCCUCGUCCUCCUCCUCAUCGUCAUCAUCAGCAUCCUCCGCAUCUUUCCCUGUCACCCCCCCCCCCCUCCCCCCCACCCCUUCACUUCAAGUCGUCCGACUCAUUCCAAACUUCCUCCUCGACUCUCCCAAGGCAUUCACCUCCACCACCCGUGUCCCUCCCCACUCUCGCCCUCCUCCUCUCCCACCACCCACCUCUUCCCUUCAACCUCGACCACGCUACCUCCAGAAAUUCUUACCUGGUCACCGGCCUCUCCACCCAUCCCUCGCCUCCUGCCCACCCUCUCCCAGCUUCGCCUCUCCACCCCGACGCCGUCCGAACCACUCCUAUACCGCCUGGGGUCUGCGACCUCUGGUGGCAGAAGUCCCGGAGGUCCAUCCUCUGGUCGCAGGAGGAGGUGGAGGAUUGAGGAAGGAGGUGGUGAUGUAGCAGGAGGAGGAGGGUGAAAGUGUGUGGAGUAACACUCAACCUUCAAGUUCACCUCUUUACAAACGCUCUCCCCUUGACUCUGCCAAGAAGGGUGGACACGAAUCCAGUAUAAGACACGCACUCACACACGUCAUUACACAACGUCACACCGAAGAUGUUUGGACAGUGGAAGAGUAGGCCAAAUACCCUUUACACCCCGUGGCUGCCUAGAGCUCCCGCUCAUGGCGUGAGCCAGCACUUGCAGGGGCUGCGCCUCGACAGUUCUUUGUAAUUUGUUUUUUGUUGUUGUACACGCAUCAAUAUAUGAAGAUUUAUCGACUGUAUCUAUACAAAGAUUUAUAGACUGUAUCUAUACGAAGACUGCGGGCUGUACGGGACUGCCCGUGAUGGGAGCGGACCCGAUGGAGAAGGGGUUUACAUUUUCUCUCGUCGGCUUUCGAUGGAGAGACCCCCGUGGAGAAACCCCCAAAGUCGCACUACAAAAAACUCACCGGGUUCAAAGCCAACGACCCAAGUUUACAGAACAAAAAACCCGGGAGUGCUGUUAUAACACAAAUGUACAUAACAUUUUAAGAGUCGUGAUGAUGACGCAUCGUCUGUAUAUAUUUAUAUAAACAGCAUUAUAUCGAUUAUUAUCACUCGUAUUUUGUAUUAUCGCUGUGUGCCUAUUGUAAGAGUGAGGAAGGCGGGGGGCCCUGGUAGUCGCGGGUGUUGGCCAGUUGACUUGGGCGAUAUUGCUGCCAGGAGAGGAGCGCUGAUCCGGGGCUGUGCUCCGGAAAAGUGCCAAGCCCCAACCCCCUCCCCUCCUCUCUCCCUGCUGUCGUUGUUGGGAGGGGGGGAGGUGCUCUGUAAGCUGUUCCAUGAGACGUGAAGCCCUUGGAUGAGAGAGGCGUCAUCUAAAGCACAAGAAGGGAGCGAGCGAGCGAUGGCGAGAUAUGGGCGGUGGUUGUUGGUGGCGGUGGGGGGGGCAUCGACACGUGACCUCUUGACCUCUGACUUACCGCGAAGUCUGAGUCAAGAACGAUCAGAAUUAAAAUCUUUUGUUUACGUGACCCGUAACGUAACCGCGUAAAAAAACCGGUUAAUGCCGGUUUGUCACACACAUACAGAAACGUCUGCCAGUCAUAAGCAUCACCCGUCUACCUCUUGACCUGAGCACUGGACUCGCGAUCUGGAGGUUUGCCGGUUUGAUGCCCUCUCCCGGCCCGGCAGCUGAAUCCGCGGUGCCUCUACCCGCCCAGCAGUCAGGACACGGGGUUCGCCGCGACUGUGGGGCGACCAACGUGGCGUGUGGUGGGUUCGAGUUUGGGAACACCCACAUCUCGUUACUCGAGAGAGAGAGAGAAACGAAUAUCGGAUUGUCAAACCGGUUACCCGUAACCGUUCGGCCAACCCCAUUACGAUUCCAUCGUCACGAUUCGUGCGUGGGUGGCUGGUCUCUCGUGGCCGCAGAGCGGUCGCGUUCAAACCCAUUCCACAAAUGUGUAAGUCCGUUUCGCGUUUGUUUGUUUGUUGGUUUUUUGGCACUCGGCUUUCGCUUCCUCAACCCCCAAAUGUCGCGUUGCCUCCAGCGAACCGGCACUGACCGGCGUGGUGAAGUAUGGUCAAGCCACCCCCCCCCCCACCUCGUUCCACAGCAGGGCGCGGGCGUUCACCCAGCAUUGGACUGACAUUGAGGCCGCUGUGCGGGAGGAACGUGCGCAACGGAGGAGAGGGAGAGAACACAUUUUUUGAUAUUUCAAUAAUCGGAGAAGUCUUCGCCAGGACUGUCUCAAUGGAUCGACUACCGUGCCAUUAUUACUGCUGCCGAUGAUGAUGAUGACAAUGAUGCUGCUGCUGAUGAUGAUCAUCAUCAGCAUCAUCAGCUCCUCGCGAUGCUGUAUUCAAGCCGGGAGUCGUUAUGACUUCGGCAACGACACUAGAGAGCCAGCUGCUGCCUUUGCCGUUGCGUGAACGUGCACGGCGAUCAAUUUAUAGAUACCCCGCUCAGUUUAACAAACGGAGCGCGCGGCACCGAAUCUCACGCGCGCGCCGUCCCGCGUCCGCCGGCACGCGUACCCAGAGGCCUUCAUCCAGCGGUGGAGUGACCACGGCUGAUGGCAACAACGUGUUUUGACCGCCGGUAAUCUCAACACGCUCGCGAACUCUUGUGAACUCCCUCUGCUUGGCGAGACGCGGGAGACAUCCGCUGUCACGAUGUCAACGCGGCCGUUGAGAAGGAGGUCUUUGGGAGGGACGUUCGAAAUUCGGUGGGGGUGUCUGUAAGUGGAUCGCCCGUUGCCAGCAGCAUAUAGAUAACGAGCAAAACAAUACACCGUAGUCCAUUUACAGAUACCCCACCGUUGGCGAAUACAUUCCGAAUCGAAGCGUUCCGGACCCGUCUCUCCCCGCCCCCCAUCUCAAUCAGUUCACGCAUCUCAUAUAUGUUUAAUAGACAUCGGUAGGGUAUCUAUAAACGGAUCGCCCUAUAUAUGUUUUUUUUGUAAAGGGGCAAUUAUGAUCGCUAUGAUGGUGGUGAUUGCUAUGAUUGUGAUGUUGUUAUUGUUGUUGUUACACGCUAUGGGCCGGUCCCAGCAAACACUGUGUAUGGACACUGAUAGUUUACACUUGACACGUUACGACAUGUGGCCUUGCUAUUAUUAUUAUUACUAUCUUUGAUAUACCUGGAUAUGAACAUUAAACAUCCUGCUUAAC